AUGGACGCUCUUGUUACUCGGUAUAGCCGUCCGGCAUUCCGGCAAUGCGAGGAUGUGGAAGAUGUGGACGAGAUGGACUACAAUGACACGAUGCCGGGUCUGUCGUUCAAGUUUGCCAUGCCUCCGGUAGCACAGCCGUCGGCCUGGUUGCGUGCGGCUACGGACGACCGGUCCAACCCGACGUGCCCGAUCAAGAUUGCGCACGGCACGACGACGCUGGCGUUCCGGUUCCAGGGCGGCAUCAUUGUGGCGACGGACUCGCGGGCGACGGCGGGCAACUGGAUCGCAUCGCAGACGGUCAAGAAGGUGAUUGAGAUCAACAGCUGUCUGCUGGGGACGAUGGCUGGCGGUGCAGCGGACUGCCAGUACUGGCUGGCGUGGCUGGGACGCGAGUGCCGGCUGCACGAGCUGCGGCACAAACGGCGGAUCUCAGUGGCGGCAGCAUCCAAGAUCCUGGCCAACCUGGUGUACAGCUACAAGGGCAUGGGGCUGUCGAUGGGCACGAUGUGUGCUGGCGUGACGCCCGAGGAGGGCCCGGCGCUGUACUACAUCGACUCGGACGGCACCCGGUUGGCGGGCAACCUCUUCUGCGUCGGGUCGGGCCAGACGUUUGCGUACGGCGUGCUGGACGCCGAGUACAGCUACGACCUGGCGGCCGACGACGCGCUGGAGCUGGGCCGACGCAGUAUCCUGGCGGCUACGCACCGAGACGCCUUUUCCGGCGGCUUCAUCAACCUUUACCACGUCAAGGAGGACGGCUGGGUCAAGCACGGCUUUAGCGACACGAACCCCAUCUUCUGGAAGACGAAGUUGGAGAAGGGCGAGUUCUCCAACGUGACCAGUGCACUGGACUAG
Grosmannia clavigera kw1407 is the source of this 855-nucleotide messenger RNA. RefSeq names its product proteasome component. The record is from RefSeq and is a predicted model, not a curated record. Lineage: Eukaryota; Fungi; Ascomycota; Sordariomycetes; Ophiostomatales; Ophiostomataceae. Gene Ontology annotation, molecular function: threonine-type endopeptidase activity. The coding region runs from base 1 to 855 and encodes 284 amino acids. The transcript is spliced from 2 exons. Gene Ontology annotation, cellular component: proteasome core complex.